Dentiscutata heterogama is the source of this 129-nucleotide messenger RNA. NCBI's taxonomy places the organism in Eukaryota, Fungi, Glomeromycota, Glomeromycetes, Diversisporales, Gigasporaceae. The record is from the annotation of a GenBank genome assembly.
GUAGAUGAACCUUUGAAUAAUAAAAUAACCAUAUUUAUUAGUGAUAAACUUGACACUUUUGUGUGCCAAACUGUUAAAUUUGUUGCAAUUGUCUUGAAAAAUGAAGAAGACACAAAAGCUGCUAUUUAG